Messenger RNA from Paramecium octaurelia, 1337 nucleotides. Lineage: Eukaryota; Ciliophora; Oligohymenophorea; Peniculida; Parameciidae. The record is from the annotation of a GenBank genome assembly.
AUGUAAAAUGCAAGUCAGAUUUUUAAAGAAUAAAGUGCUCUAAGGUCUAAAAGUGAGUUGAUUUAAUAAAAUGAAGUUGAUUUUUCCAUAAUACAAUAUAAUAUCCAAAGCGAUAUUAGACUCAAAAAUAAACAUUCAAUAAAAGAUUAAAUAGAGCAUUUGCAAUUGGAAAUUGCAGAUUUAGACUAAUAUUAAGAAUAAAUAAGCGAGGAACAGAAAAAAUAUAGAAAGAGCAAAUUAAAAUUAUAAUUGACGGAAGCUUUGAGACAAAGUGAACAUGCUUCAACAAUUUCAAUAAAUUAGAUUGGUCAAAAAAUUGAAAAAGAGAAUAAAGAAUUAAUGCUUUAUGUGUUAAAAGAAGCUUUAGCAAGAGAUUAAAACAGAGAAUUAUUUAUGACUGAUGGGAUACACUCUUGUGGGUUUGAUUCGAUAAUAGGAGCAUUUGGUUAAGAUUAAUAAUGUCUUCGAUUCAGAACAACUUAAGUUGAAUAUGAAUAAUUAAAAUCUGAUUGCAUGUUUAGGGAAUAAUAUCUAUUGAACUUUUAGGAAAACAUUUCAAAAAUUUUUAAGGUUGAUCCAAAAGAAGUGUAAAUUUUAGAUCUAACAGAAGGAAGCAGCAUUAUUUCAUUCAAAAUUAAGAGUAAAGCUGACUUAAUAGAUCAACCAGAUUCUAUUGAGUUUCUUGAAAAAGUAUGUAAUGGCUCAGUUGAAAUUUAUAAUUAUUUUUUUGAAUGUAAACGUAACAAAAAGAAAGGGAUUGGACUAAGGAAUCAAGAUUUUGAUAGCAGGUUUAAUAUGGUUUGGGAUGGCUUUCAAGAGUCUUAAAAAAGAGGACCUCUUGAUUAAAGUUAUGAUUAUUAUUUUCCCAAAGGGUGCUGUGGUUUUGGCUUAGAUAUUACCAAGUAUGGAAACGAUUAAAACUGGAUUAAAAUGGAUGGUAACAAAGAUGAGUGGAGAAUAUUAUUUCAUGGAACAAAGAACGAAAAUGUAAAUAAUAUCAUAACAUCUACUUUAAAAGAAGGAUUUUCGAAUGUUUAUGCAAAAGACUCAUGUAAAGAUGAAUUUGGAAAUAAUGUUCUUGUUGAAAAUGGAAUAUACUUCUCGGAUAAGUUUAAGGUUUGUGUUGAUAAAGGAUAUGCUACUCCUAUUUAAGUAAGCAAUAAGAAAUUUUCAGCCAUCUUUAUGACAAGAGUUAAUCCAAAAAAAAUCAGAUAAUCUGAUCGAAUGAAAGAAUAGCGCUAUUUUGUAGUAAAUAGAAGUGAGGAUGUUAGAUAAUAUAGAGUCUUAAUAUAUGAGGCUAAGUGAUAUGUUUAUCAUAAUUAUAAAUAUUAUGAGGC